This is a messenger RNA of Lachancea lanzarotensis, 900 nucleotides long. RefSeq names its product LALA0S03e09692g1_1 (gene LDB16). The transcript has a single exon. Lineage: Eukaryota; Fungi; Ascomycota; Saccharomycetes; Saccharomycetales; Saccharomycetaceae. Bases 1 to 900 code for a protein of 299 amino acids. The record is from RefSeq and is a predicted model, not a curated record.
AUGUCUUAUGUCGAUGAAGCUCCUUCGAAAACUUGGAUACUGAACCAACUGCAGUUGCUCACCUCACCAGUUUGGGGCGCAAUUAAAUAUGGCCUGAAAGUAUGCAGCGCUAUUGCAAAUUUAAUAUAUCUGUUGUCGGUAAGGCCUUUCAUUCAACUAUUUAGAACCUUUUUUUGGUCUCCAGCAAAAAUACUGGUCCGAAAUUUGACGAACUUAGCACUAUUACCAACCAAUGUCCCGCUCUUUCUGUUUUACAAUACGUCAAUUAGUGACAUUACUGAAAUGAACCUGCAUUUGACAUACGUAACUAUCACCCUCUGCUUGCAAUACCUGAUCACAAUGAUCUUCAUUGGGAUUAGUUUCGGUAUAUGGUUCGGCAUUAUAUUGGGCAUUUUGCAUAGAAUGAUCCGUAUACCUGACAAAAGAGUGGACAUAUUCGGAAGUCUGACGAACCGCAUACGCCGUUUCGUAAUAAGGGAAGAAGAGCAGAUCAAGAGCACACCGAAUUCAUGGCAGUAUACACAAGCAUAUUCUCCUUCUACCAAUGCCAGCCCUGGAACUCGAGUCAACCAACCUCAGCGAAAAGUUUCACGGUCCUCUCGUGGAAGCUCCUCUAACCUUGCUUCCAAACUUCCUCAUGACUUUUUCCAAAUGAAAGUACCAAGGACCCCGUUGCGACCUGGAAACUCUAAAGGUGAUUCGUCGCGGCUCUCAGAAAUGAGCAACGAACUCGACGAUGAUACUGCAUCUAUGUCCUCAAACAUGUGGGACCCACACGAGGAGCUUCCAGAUACGCUAAAAACGGAGACCACUGCUCGUGGUUCAACGUACCACCGCUCCUUGUAUGCAUCGGGCUUGGAACAGCAUAAUUAUACCCACCUCAAGCCAGUGAAUCAUUAA